Molecule: messenger RNA, 1498 nt
Organism: Camelina sativa (false flax)
Lineage: Eukaryota; Viridiplantae; Streptophyta; Magnoliopsida; Brassicales; Brassicaceae
Source: RefSeq, a predicted model, not a curated record
AAUCCCCAAAUCAAUCUACAAAUAUCUCAAGUUAAAAAAUCUAAACCGUUAAUUACUAUUUAACGAAAUUGUAUUUAUCAAUUUGUUUGUCAGAGCAGAGCAGACCCAAUCACAACUCAGCUGAGAGAGAAACGCGUCUCUCAGAUUUCAAUCCUUCACUUUCCCUUUUUGUUUUCUUUUCUCUUCCUUAUUUUUUUUUUCUCGUUAUCGGAUCAGGAAGAAUAAAAAAAAAAAACUGGGAAUUUCGAGGUUUUCUGGAUUGUUGGAUUUUGAAUUCGAUAUGGGUAUUUGCUGUUGAUGCUAAAGUUUCCAUCUCUUUGCCCCGAGAAAGAAAAUUCGAGUUUUUUUUUUUUUUUUUCCGUUUCGUCAAUCUGAAUUAAAAAAAAAAACAAAAACUCUGAAUUUUUUUUUACGACGUAAGUUAAAAGCUUUCUCAUUUCAAAGUUUUAUGAUUUUAGUUUCGGAUCUCGAAUCCAAAGCGUUGACUUCUUUGGAUUUGGUGGUUAGGGUUUGUUUUUAAGAUUCAUAAUUUUUGCAUUCUGUUUUUGUGUAACAGGAUCAAACUCAAAACCUUUUGAAUCAAUUUUUAUACUUGAUUGUGGGGUGGGAUCCAGAGUUUUCGAGCGAAAUUGAGGGUCAAUGGCUAGGGUUUAUGGAAUGAGAUGAAUUAGGAAACAAAGAUCUCUCUUUUGUCUUCUCCAGAUUGGUACAACUUGGGGUGGUCUAGUUUCCAUAGAUUGGUUUUUUAAGAAAAAGAUUUGCUAUGGAUACGGUUCGUGGAGAGGGUAAAGAAGCUAAUGGGUGUGAGAAUAAGGCUAUUGUUGUUAGUCUAGAUAACAGUGAGAUUGAAGAUCAGAUUUCUGAGGAAGAAGAAGAAGAAAGUAGUGAGUCACAAUGUUUAUUGCCUCCGAGGAAAGGAGGGAUGAUGUCGAGAAGCACUGAUAAGAUUAAGAGGACUGUGCAGUGGAAUGACAACAAAGGAGACAAUCUUGCUGAGGUUUUAGUUUAUGAACCAAGCGAAGUUAGCGAUACAGAUGAUGAUGAAUCAGAUUCAUGCAUCUGCACAAUUAUGUAGUCCUCAAAUCCGCUAUCAACCACCAUUUAACAUGGAGUUAACAAUGAGCUCGACCUUGUAUCUGACCUCUUUUCAGAAAUCAUUUUUGUGAGGAAAGACGAACCAACUUAAGCGAGUGACAUCACAAUCAUGUAACUGUCUGAUUUUGUGCUCAGGACUUGUGACAAGAAGCCAGACAAAAACAAGGGAUGUAGACUCAUAAGCUAUAUAUAUCCGAUCGUCUCAUCUCCGUGACAGGAGUGUGAGUAUAUAGAUUAUUAUUUACUGCUCUAUUGUUCAAUAGAGGCUGAUCUUCAAAUCGAAGAUCUUUGAGUGCUGUUUGAUUUGACAGGUUUUUGAUAGUAAACUAUGUAUGUCUUUCUGCAACAUACACACAUGUUAAGUUGUAAGUACAUAUAUGCAGCAAAUUGAUAUUUUUUCCUC